Messenger RNA from Electrophorus electricus (electric eel), 1023 nucleotides. Its product is annotated as trace amine-associated receptor 13c-like. Gene Ontology annotation, cellular component: membrane. The record is from RefSeq and is a predicted model, not a curated record. Gene Ontology annotation, biological process: G protein-coupled receptor signaling pathway. Gene Ontology annotation, molecular function: trace-amine receptor activity. Lineage: Eukaryota; Metazoa; Chordata; Actinopteri; Gymnotiformes; Gymnotidae.
AUGAACAUCACAGAGUAUCAGCAAAUUGCAACAGUUCAGUACUGCUUUCCUGACAACAACUCAUCAUGCAGAAAGGAGGUCCAAACAGGCACUGGGAAUAUAUUUUUAUUCACUCUCCUUUCAUGUAUCUCUGUAUGCACUGUGUGUUUGAACCUGCUGGUGAUCAUCUCCAUCUCUCACUUCAAGCAACUCCACAGUCCAACAAACCUACUUGUCCUCUCUCUGGCUGUGGCUGAUCUUCUUGUAGGACUGAUUGUUAUGCCAGUGAAGAUAAUGGAACUGAUAGACAACUGUUGGUAUUUUGGUGAAAUAGCAUGUACUAUUGUCUUGGUGAUCAAUUCUCUCUCAUUGUCAACAUCUCUCUGUAGCAUGGUUUUCAUUGCAGUUGAUCGGUACAUUGCUGUUAAUGACCCUCUGAUUUAUUCCACUAAAAUCACUGUUUGUAAAACCUCUUUAAUCAUAAUUCUAGGCUGGUCAUUUUCUCUGUUGUAUGUCAUCAUCUAUUUGCACUUUAAUGACAGUCUGCUUCAGUCACAGAUUGGGAGUAGAUGCCUUGGAGAAUGUAUACUGUUUGUAAUACAUUUGUGGGUGAUUAUUGACCUUGUAGUUUUUUUUAUAGCCCCAUGCUGCACGAUAUUGGUAUUGUAUUCAUUCAUUUUUAAUGUGGCAAGAUUUCAAGCUAAAGCUGUGAGAGCUGUGUUGAAUAGUACCUCAAGCAAACAUGGAGACAAUGUUUCAAACUCCUCUGAAAUCAAAGCAGCAAAAACACUGGGCAUUGUUGUUUGUGUUUAUCUUGCUUGCUGGAUACCUUUUUAUUUAAGUUCCCUUUCAUCGGACAACAUAUCCACUUUGUCACUGGUGUGGACUAUGCUGGGAUGGCUAGCAUACAUGAAUUCCUCUGUGAAUCCCCUAAUAUAUGCUAUAUUUUAUCCAUGGUUUAAAGCAUCAACUAAGUAUAUUGUAACUUGUAAAAUAUUCGAAUCCUCAUCUUCAAGGUAUAAUUUGUUUAGAGAGCAUUUUUAA